UAUGUUUGCCGUUAGAGGCGACUGACGUGACAUGUCAUCUUAUGCCAUGCCUAGAAUAAUUAUCAAGCCAUCUAUCACUAGUUAGAUUGUUUGGUCCAGAUUCGAGUAUUUACAUAUCGAGGUCAUACAGCUGAGAACAUUCUGAGAGCGUCGUUAACCAAGAAACAAACAAAUACUUACAUACAGAAGAGACUUCACAGACAGGCAGAACGGAAAUGCAGAUUCAAGGAGUUAUAGCAAAAAUGAACUUCAAAGAAUGGUCCAUCGCGACUCCGGAGGCAAGGAGGGCCGCCAUCAGGGAGAUGAAGAAAGCUGGCUUGGCUGAGAAAAGACGCCUAGAGAGGGAAGGGCUCCUCCCCGACUAUGAUUACCCCGACCCCAAGGGAACACACAGAUCGUCAGGACAGAAGAGAAAACCAAUCACCGUCCUCAACGACAACCCAGGACCGUGUUACUACAUCGACACGCCUACGCGUCCUGGAGUGUCUAUUUGCGGACGACCUCGUGAUUGGAACCGGACGAUGUUAAUAGACGGAGAUGACCUCAACACCAACGUCACGAACUACAACGACGGUAGUCAUGCGUCAUCUCUCCCCGUUGCCACAACCGCUGGCUGGAAUGAGAACAGACUCAGGAAGGAGAGCGUGUAUCAAAGCACCCACAAUGCUCAAGCUCUGACAGACAAGAAAAUAAAACCAGAAAAAAGGAUUGCGUUAAAGAAGCGGGGUUUGUCUCCGGAAAAUGGACACAAGUGCGAGGGAACUGUUGACCCUACUACAGUACGCCUGUUACCGUCUGUUAAAUGUUAUCCACAAAACCCUGGGCCUGGCGCGUACGCCCCCGAACAUUGCAGGGUAGCCUUAUCUCAUUAACCAGCGUUUUCCAUCACCGGACGUCACCGUCCAUUCCUCAAUGAUGGCAGUCUUCAAGUGACUGAUGCCGGGCUUGUUGGGCAUCAGUAAAUACUUGCCUGGAUCCCAGCGUGACAUUGUAUAUCAACAGUUGCUUUCUUAGAGUUCACAAAAACUGAAUAAAAACACAUCUGAGACUAACUGGACUAUUCCUAUUAAUAGAAUUGUAAGAACAAAGACGUGUCCCAUUCUUUAUAUCGUUGGUCUUCAAGUUCGUUUGAGAUUCAGUAUGCAUUCGUAGUUGUUAAGGAUUUGGGUUAGUAAAGAGGUUUUAUUGACUGUGGUAAGAGACCUGAAGAGGUUCGUGUGGUCGGGUUCGGGGAUUUGAUCGUCAGUCAUCGCAUCCUGAUGGCGUGGGGCGUCAACACCAACCACUGGUAUGUCCAUCCCGAUUGUUCACAUGCUGAAUCUAUGUAUCUAGACUAUUACUGACUAGCAUAAACAAUACUCGGUCCUGUCAGAUGAAUGUGUACUUAUAGAUCAGUGAUUAACGCAUAGGGAGAACGUGAUAAAGGUUAAUAAAGCACAAUAAUUAUCCCUCUUGUAAAUAUGUUGUCAGUUAAGAAUGACAGUAUGGUUGUCAACGGUUUCGAGAUCAUGUGACAAUAAACCGUUUGGACUUUG
Messenger RNA from Haliotis rubra (blacklip abalone), 1535 nucleotides. RefSeq lists its product as uncharacterized. The record is from RefSeq and is a predicted model, not a curated record. Lineage: Eukaryota; Metazoa; Mollusca; Gastropoda; Lepetellida; Haliotidae. Bases 216 to 872 code for a protein of 218 amino acids. The transcript has 2 exons.